AAAUUUAAAUAUAUUUAUAAUUAUUUUGUGGGUCUGAAGUUUUCUGCUGUAUCGACGCUUGUACGAGAGACUGAACAAGGAUCAGCUGAUAGCAGUCACGUUGUCAAUAUGACUGAAGAACUGUCAGGAGUGACAAUUGUUGUGUUCAUAGCCGCUGGUGUACUGACUUUUUUACUUCUAUUUAUAUUUGCCAAGCGUCAGAUUAUGAGAUUCGCACUGAGAUCUAGACGAGGUCCUCACAUUCCCAUUGGACAUGACGCCAAAAAAUCUUUAAAAAGAGAAAUUGAAAGAAGAAUCCAAGUAAUUCCUAGAAUACAAUAUGAGCCGCAAUUGAUAAGCGACCCGAGGUAUAUCAUGGAACCAGGAAGUCAAGUACCACCUCAUUAUUAUCGUUUGAAAGCCGUCGAUGAUGUUAAGACACUUGAAUCAGAAAUAACAAAAUAUGACAGUUGUUUAAAACGUCAUCCGACUGAAAACUUGCGCGCUUAUUUACUGACAACAUUAGCGGCUGCAUUGAACGGCAGCGGACAGCGAAUGAUUCAUCAGUUUUGUGAUUUGUAUGAACAUGCGAGACAUGAUCCGACUGAGUUUACUGAUGAGGAGUAUCAAGUUUAUUCUCGAUUGCACUUGAAACUUAUUGACGCGGCGCGGUUAUUAAAAUCGUAUCCCAGCAGUAGAAAGUCGAGCCCGAGUCGGACGCCGAUCAAAAAAAAUGUCGAUACGAAGAGAAAUAUUUUGGAGCCGCGAAUGAGGCCACCAGAGGAACAAGUGCUCAGCGGAUCCCGGCCAAAUACUUUGACAGUGAUGGCGCUGGACAAUACGGAGACGUCCGUCUAGCAUUAUGAGUAUCGUCACAUACAACAUAUGUGACGAGAUUGUAAUAAAAAUAAUUGUUUUAUUUUAUUUAAUUAAAUUAUAAGUUUAGAUGUAAGUUACUGAGUAAGGACGCACAAUAUUAAACACUAUUUUAAUUUUUAAAAAUGAUAUAUUCAUUUUGACAAUUGGAUCGGGCUUUUAAUAGACAAGUACUUGGUCCACAAGUCAUCGAGAUGCCGCUGUCCUUUCAGUGACACGAGUGUGUUGUGAAAAACAAUUUUAUACGACGUAGGCAGUGUACUAGUCCUCAUAAAGUUCAGCCACUCCAUAGUCUGCAAUAAUUGUAGUUAUGAUAAUUAAAUUACUGUAAAUUAAACUGAUAAAUAUCAAAAAGUGGGACUGCGUAUAUUUUUACAGAAAAAUUUUGUUACGUUAUUAAUUUUUUUUUUUUUUUAACCAAGAAUUUUAAUUUUAAUUUUUUGAUGAUGAUCCUGAAGUUUGCAGACAAUUAAAAAGUUUAUAAUUAUAUUUUGAACAAUUAAAUUUAAAGAAAAAAAUAGACUGAAAAAAUGCACAUGUAGAAAAUUAAAAAGACUAUAAGUGCAAUUUUUUCAAAUAUUUUUUUUUUUUAUAAUUUGCGUCUUUUAAAAAAUCAAAAAAUUAUUAGAUGUCGGCUAACUUUAGUAUCAUUUUUUAUGACAAUGAAGUUAACAGACAAUUAACAAUUUAUGGAUUUUUUUUUCGAUAAACCAAUAACAAAAAAAUAAAAAAUAAAAAUAUGCACAUGUAGGAAAUAUUGAAUACUGCAGAUACAAUUUUUUCAAAUUUUUUUUAAAAAUAAUUUAUCGUUUGAAAAAAAUCUAAAAAAUAUUAGACGUCGGCUAACUUUACUAUUAUUUUUUGUUGAAUUGAUUGAAGGGAUAAAAAAAAAUUUCAUGUCUACAUUGAAACUGAGUUCAAUAUUUUUAAAAUUUAUCGUCGUCUUAAAGUAACGAUGCAUUUAAUUUUAAUUAAAAAAAAAAAAAAGUAAUUUUUUUAAUUUAAAAACUAAAAAAUUUACGGUCGUCUUGAACUAACAUGAUACUGAAGUUCGCUGACGUUUAAUAAUUUUUGAAAUUUUCCCAAAACGAUCAAUUAUAAAAAAAAAAAAAUAUUUUUAAAAAUUGCACCGGUAGUUUUAUUAAUUUUCUACAUGUGCAUAUUUUUAGUUUUUUUUUUCUUGCAAUUGAUUUGUUACAGAAAAAUUCGAAAAUUUUUAAUUGUCUUCUAACUUCAGGAUCAUGAAUUAACGAUGUAAUUAAUGUUGAUUUUAAAAAAUUGAUUAUUAUUUUUUAUUGAAUUAAUUGAAGGGAUAAAAAAAAAUUUCAUAUCUGCAUUGAAAUUUAAAAAAUCCUGUCCAUUUCUCCGGCUAGAAACCAUCAGUUAUUUUCUAGACCAAAAAAGUCCUGCCCGCUAAAUAAAUUUCUUUCAUUUCACUCUCUCUCUAAGUUCCAAUGCAGAUAACUAUGAAAAAUAUAGAAAAUCACACGAAAUAGACAACAAUUUUAAACUAGGUCUGACAGAAGUCCUUUAGUCCUUUGCAAUACAAAAUAUUAAAAUUUCUUGACCCACUUCUCGAUAUUUACCAUAAAUUAAAAUAAGAUAUCAUAUUAUUUAUAUAUAACAUGUAGUUAUUAGUGAAUACCAAUUAUUUAAAAUGCACGUGUAAAUAUUGUGUACCUGUUGG
This is a messenger RNA of Microplitis mediator, 2542 nucleotides long. Its product is annotated as protein C1orf43 homolog. The transcript is spliced from 4 exons. The record is from RefSeq and is a predicted model, not a curated record. Lineage: Eukaryota; Metazoa; Arthropoda; Insecta; Hymenoptera; Braconidae. The coding region runs from base 109 to 837 and encodes 242 amino acids.